ACCAUGGACCAGAGAAACUAUUCUAGGGUGGCUGAAUUUGUGCUGCUGGGACUCUCCAGUUCCUGGGAGCUUCAAUGUUUCUUCUUCGUUUUUUUUAACUUUCUGUACAUCACCAUUGUGCUGGGCAACUUCCUCAUUGUCCUCACUGUGAUUUCUGAACCUGCCUUGCAUACUCCCAUGUACAUUAUGCUCAGUAACCUUUCUGUCCUUGAUGUUUUUCUGGCUACUUAUGCCACUCCCAAGAUGAUCCAUGAUUUCCUUCAUGAACCCAAGACCAUCUCCUUUGAGGGCUGCAUGGCACAGAUAUUCUUACUCCAUGUAUUUGCUGGUGGUGAGAUGGUGCUCCUUGUAGCUAUGGCAUAUGACAGGUACGUAGCCAUUUGCAAACCUCUCCAUUAUGCAACCAUCAUGAACUUAGGCAAGUGUACAGGCUUUGUAGUAGGCUCUUGGGUCAUUGGGGUUAUACACUCCCUGAGCCAGUUAGCUUUCACUGUAAACUUGCCUUUUUGUGGCCCAAAUAUUGUGGAUAGCUAUUAUUGUGACCUUACUUUGGUUAUCAAACUUGCCUGUACAGAUACUUACAUCCCUGAAGUGCUCAUGCUUUUGGACAGUGGCCUUAUGGGGAUGACUUCAUUCCUGCUUUUGCUGAUCUCCUACACAUUCAUCCUGGUCACUGUGCGCCGCCAUUUCUCAGCAGGCAUGGCCAAGGCCCGCAGCACUCUCACUGCCCACAUCACUGUAGUGACCCUCUUUUUUGGGCCUUGUAUUUUCAUUUAUGCAUGGCCUUUCAGCAACUUUCCAGUGGAUAAACUCUUUUCUGUGUUUUCUACUAUUUUCACACCUAUAUUGAACCCCAUUAUCUACACAUUGAGGAACAAAGAGAUGAAAUCAGCAAUGCAUAAAUUGAAGACUCAGUACAUAAGUCCCAGGCUGCCUCUCCCAGGACUAGACUUGUUGAACUGCGCAGACAGGAGGAAAAUUGAGGUCACAUAG
Lepus europaeus (European hare) is the source of this 993-nucleotide messenger RNA. Its product is annotated as olfactory receptor 4K15-like. Gene Ontology annotation, molecular function: G protein-coupled receptor activity; olfactory receptor activity. The record is from RefSeq and is a predicted model, not a curated record. Lineage: Eukaryota; Metazoa; Chordata; Mammalia; Lagomorpha; Leporidae. Bases 4 to 993 code for a protein of 329 amino acids. Gene Ontology annotation, cellular component: membrane. The transcript has a single exon. Gene Ontology annotation, biological process: G protein-coupled receptor signaling pathway.